Messenger RNA from Rattus rattus (black rat), 1601 nucleotides. RefSeq names its product LY6/PLAUR domain containing 3 (gene Lypd3). The transcript is spliced from 5 exons. Lineage: Eukaryota; Metazoa; Chordata; Mammalia; Rodentia; Muridae. The record is from RefSeq and is a predicted model, not a curated record. Gene Ontology annotation, cellular component: plasma membrane. Bases 38 to 1096 code for a protein of 352 amino acids.
ACACCCAGGGGGGACGCGGAGAGAGCAGGACACAGCUAUGGAUGCUGCCAGGAGAGGAGAUACACAGCCAGUGAUGUGGACCACCAGAUGGCUGCUGCUGCUACCGCUACUGCUGUGUGAAGGAGCGCAAGCCCUGGAGUGCUACAGCUGCGUGCAAAAGGCGGAUGAUGGAUGCUCUCCGCACAAGAUGAAGACAGUCAAAUGUGGUCCCGGAGUGGACGUCUGUACCGAGGCCGUGGGGGCGGUGGAGAGCAUCCACGGGCAAUUCUCUGUGGCGGUGCGGGGCUGCGGUUCCGGAAUCCCCGGCAAGAACGACCGCGGACUGGACCUUCACGGGCUCCUGGCCUUCAUUCAGCUACAGCAGUGCACCGAGGACCGAUGCAACGCCAAACUCAACCUCACUUUGCGAGGCCUCAACCCUGCAGGCAAUGAGAGUGCGUAUGAGCACAACGGCGCAGAGUGCUACAGCUGUAUGGGGCUGAGCCGCGAGAAGUGCCAGGGCGCUAUGCCGCCUGUCGUGAACUGCUACAAUGCCAGCGGCCGUGUCUACAAGGGCUGCUUCGAUGGUAACGUCACCUUGACGGCAGCCAAUGUGACCGUGUCCUUACCUGUCCGAGGCUGCGUCCAGGACGAAGCCUGCACCCGGGAUGGGGUGACGGGUCCAGGAUUCACACUCAGCGGUUCCUGCUGUCAAGGGCCCCGCUGUAACUCUGACCUUCGCAACAAGACCUAUUUCUCCCCUCGAAUCCCACCCCUAGUCCUGCUGCCCCCUCCAACCACCCCAGCCCCAUCCACUCGGGCCCAGAACUCCUCCAGCACAACCUCUACAACAGCCCCAACCACGGCCACCACUACCAUCAAGCCCACCACAGUCCAAGCCAGCCAUACUUCUUCAACCCAUGAAACAGAGCACGAGGUCAUACAGGAAGAGGGGUCGCAUUUGAGUGGAGGUGCUACGGGCCACCAAGACCGCAGCAAUAUGGGGAAGUUUCCAGAAAAAGGUGGAGCCCAAAUCCCAUCUAAAGGAGGCUCUGACGCUCUGGGGUCCUGGUUGUCAGCAAUUCUGUUGACUGUGGUUGCUGGCGCGAUGCUGUGAACGUCUCCUCUCGCCGUCCAUCUCACCUUGUUUCCCUGGCCCCGUGGUACCAACUCCUUCCAUUUCCCACUUGACUGGACUGGCUCCGCCCCCAUCCUCCAGCAUCCGCAGUUCCAACUGCACUGGUUUGCAGCUUCGGGAAACAGUCUACUGUUGUAAAUACUCCGCUGGGGUGGCCCUACUUUUUGGAUGCGGCCACAGCAUUCCCCCUGACGGUGACCAGGACAGAAGGAAGAGAAAUCUACAGGCUGAGAGAGGCCGGGAGAGUCCACGGCAAACCUCCUCUUCCCGUUUUCCUGACCAGGCUAGAAGAUUACCCGGCAGGUGGACAAUAGAUUCAUCCUCUGAGCGCUGCGCUUGCCCGGCAUCUGUGCAGGAAUCUGGUCGCCUGUCUUCCUUAGGAGACUGUGAACAACUCCACGACAGGGUCUUGCCUCUGGCCUCUCUAUGUGUUCUGUCUGGCACAAGAAGGUGUCAAUAAAGAUUUAGUUACUUUGUAUAGUGA